This is a messenger RNA of Cladocopium goreaui, 1941 nucleotides long. Lineage: Eukaryota; Dinophyceae; Suessiales; Symbiodiniaceae. The record is from the annotation of a GenBank genome assembly.
AUGGCGAUCAAAGUUUCGUCCUUGACCUUUGCGCCGCUUCCUGGGGGCAAACCCGUACUGGAAGGCAUCAGCUUCUCUUUGCCCUUUGGGGCGCGGUGCCUCUGCGUGGGUCGCAAUGGGGCAGGGAAGUCUACCCUGCUGCAGCUGUUGUCGGGGCAGAAGAUGGCGCCUGCCGGGACGCUGGAAAUCUGCGGAGAGGACCCUUUCCGUGGCCGCAGCGGCCAGCAAGUGGUGCUGGUCAGUGGCGGCGCCCCAUUGCGAGCUGACCCUGCUAUCGAAGAAAGGAUGGCGCAGAUGAAGGUCUUUGAAUUACUUGGUGAAGAGUUGCCAGAUGCCACCAGCUACCUGGGGCGCUUGAUGAAGGUGCUGGACGUGCAGAGCUUUUGGUCCAGCUAUUUGGGCCAUCUCAGCGACGGGCAGCGCUGUCGGGUGGAGCUGGUACGUCGACUGAGGGAACCCAAGCAGGUGGUCCUGCUGGAUGAGAUCACGGCGGAACUGGACAUGCUCGUGCGACAGGAUCUCUUGGAUUUCCUGGCCUCGGAAAGCUGCACGGUGCUGAACGUCACCCAUGUCUUCGAUGCAUGUGAAGGUUGGGCCACGCAUUUGUUGCGCUUGGAGGGUGGGCAGCAUCAGUUGGAUGCGCUGGAACCAGGGCAAGACAUUUUCCAGCGAGUGGUGGUGGCCCUUUCGGCAGACAGGUCUGCAGUUCCCAGCCACCCUGCGGACCCCGCGGACCCCGCGGACCCCGCGGCCACGAACAACGUCCGCGGCGACGUGGUGAAGAUCUGCGAGCUGAACUUUGAGUACGGCUUGAGAGGAGCUGUGCGCGUGGAUGAACUCACGCUGCCAGCCAGCUGUCGUUGCUUGCUGUUGGGUCUCAACGGAAGUGGCAAAUCCACGUUGCUCAACAUCAUUGCAGGUCGUCGAAUGGCCAAGGCUAAGAUCUUGGAGGUUCUGGGACAUCAACCCUUUCAGGAUCGCGCACUUGACCGGGAGCUUUGCAUUCUCAGCAGCGAGUGGAAACGACAGGUGUCGCAGAUGCGUGGACAACUGACCUUCAAGGACUUGGCAGAUGCCGCGCUGGCAGAGCUGCAACAAGACGGUUUUGAUGCCAUGCUGCUGGCGAAACGGAUGCUGCGCUUGGUUCAGAUGUUGGGUGUAGAACCCACCAAGAGUUUGGGCUUGCUGUCGGAUGGCGGACUCCGACGAGUUCAGCUGGUGCUGAAACUGCUGAAACCUGCCAAACUUCUGUUGGUGGAUGAGGUCACAGCAGAUCUGGACGUGCUGGCGCGCGAUGCGCUUCUGAAGUUCUUGAAAGAAGAAAGCGAGGCUGGCUGCACAGUGGUGUACUGCACGCACAUCCUGGAUGGUUUACAAGGAUGGGCCACACAUUUGCUGCAUCUCAGUGCCGGGUGCCCAGUGCAACUGGAGCUGUUAAGGGGUGCCGAGUCUUGGACCGCUGCAGUGCUGGCGCGGCUUAGAGAGGAUCGACUGAGGCCGCCUGUGCCUCCCGUUACAGAAGAUGCCGCUUGCGACGAGGUGGGCCUGCCGUCGGGCUGGCAGCAGCGGCGCUCGGCAGCAGCGGCGGGAGCCUUUGGGAACUACGCCUGGCGUGUGGAAGCUACGCCACAGGAGGAGUGGUCCUUCAAGUCCAUUGCUCCUGAACCUUCCAAUCAACCACCAGCUGCCCCUGCUAUGCCGGCGGCACCUGUGAUGCCGGUGGCGGCUCCUGCGGCGGUGCCGGCGGUGCCUGAACCGAUGGGGACGGGCCAUGGUGGCUAUGCCGCGGGGCCAGUGGCACCCGUGGAAUCGGGCGAUCCAUUCAUUGGGAGGAGAAUGAAUCAGAUGAGAGCAGAGGAAUUGGUGGCUUUGGGAAUCAUCCCGCCCGAAAAGUGAGAUUGCCGUGCUCUUGAAGACAUGGGACCCAGAGAUGGAGUGGAC